Malus domestica (apple) is the source of this 1296-nucleotide messenger RNA. The record is from RefSeq and is a predicted model, not a curated record. Lineage: Eukaryota; Viridiplantae; Streptophyta; Magnoliopsida; Rosales; Rosaceae.
AUGUCUUUACCACCAUCUUCUCCACCACAUUUGAGUUCAGAAGAGGAGGAAGAACCACAAGAAGGCAUGGCGGAUAACCGUACUUUGAGGGAAUUGGCAACGCCAAAUACGGAUCAACAACCAUUGUGCAUCACAUAUCCAAAUGCAGAAGGAGAAUUUGAGCUCAAGUCCGGCAUGAUUCACUACUUGCCUAAGUUCCAUGGCUUCUCAACAGAGGAUGCCAACAAGCAUCUCGUGGAGUUUCACGUGGUAUGCUCGGGAAUGAGACCAUCAAAUGUUGAUGAGGAGCAAGUCAAGUUGAGGGCAUUCCCAUUUACAUUAGAAGCUAAGGCAAAGGAUUGGCUUUACAAUUUACCUCUGGGAUCAAUGAACACAUGGAACCAGGUGAAGCAAGCAUUCUUGGAGCAAUAUUUUCUGGCCACAAAAGCUGCAAGCAUAAGGAAGGACAUAUGUGCAAUCCGACAACAACAUGGAGAACCCUUUGGAGAUUACUAUGAGCGAUUCACACAUUUGGUUGCAUCUUGUCCUAAUCAUCAAAUUUCAGAGCAUCUUUUAAUACAGUAUUUUUAUGAAGGAUUGUGUGGUAUUGAUCGUGUAAUGCUUGAUGCAGCAAGUGGAGGAGCAUUCAUGGACAAGACACCAACAAAUGCUAAGGCAUUAUUAAAGAACAUUGCUGGAAAUACACGACAAUUUGGAGGGAGAGAUGAGCUACCUCUUGAGAAAGUUAAUGAGGUUAUGGUGGCUCCAAAACAGGUGUGCGGUGUAUGUUCAAUGAUAGGACAUGCCACGGACAUGUGCCCUUCAUUGAUGGAUCAAGGUGGUUUUGAGCAAGCUAAUGCGUUAGGAGGGUUUCAGGAGCAACAAAGGCAAAAGUAUAAUCCAUACUCCAACAACUAUAACGCGGGGUGGCGCGAUCAUCCACACUUAAAGUGGAACAAUCAAGACAAUGGACAACAAUCUGUUCCCAACAACUAUAACCGUCCACCUGGCUUCUUUCAAGCAAGAUCGCAGAAAACAGACAAAGCAAUUGAAAACCUUGAGCGCCAAAUGAGUCAGUUAGCAAGUUUGAUGGGGCAACAACACCAACCAGGAAGGUUGCCUAGCCAGACCGUGGUGAAUCCAAAUGAGGAGCAGAUGAAUGUUGUGACUUUAAGGAGUGGAAAAGAAGUUUUUGAGCAAUCAAGGAUGCAAAAGAGGACUAGAAAAGAUACAAAUGAGCAAGAGGAGCUACAAACCAAGAAUCUUGAGCAAGAUGAGGCUUCAACAGAAACGGAAAUUGAACACAAAAGAUUCUGA